UGGAUUAAUACUGAUAGUUCUUCUGAACCAGUGAAGCACCCUAAUGCAGUGUGACUACACAGAGAGCAAGGACUUCUACUGUAGCUUUAACCAAUGCAGGACUCUUCAACCAACAUGGAGAAGACUAAUCAGAUCUGGAUACUCAGAGAGGAUGGAGGGAGAUCCAUCUGUCACAUAUACAAAAUAGAAGACUAACUCCUGUCAUUCAUUUGGUGACUGAUACCUGCUCUGCCUGCUGUACAGAUUACUGGACCAGAUCCUUUCAUGAUGGAUAAAAAACUGUUACAUAGACCAACAGGACUAGUUUGGGUACACUCCGCUCCAAUACUAUAUCUUGUUGAAGAGGACUACAGGAAAUUGGACUCAGAGAACAGAAGGGCAACAGCAGACACUAGUUUAUAUGAACCAGAACCAGUACUGCAUCCAUCCAGAUCUCUCUACAUUUGUAUUCAUCCCCAGCCUACUCGUUCACCUUGUUGUUCCUCGGACACUGAAACUUCUCAGUGCGCAGUGAAAAAAAAGGAAUAAGGAACCUUACCUCAAACAUUAUGUAAAACAUAUGGGGGAGUACAUGUAUUGACUUUUGACCACCAUGUUUAGAAAAUGUGGGUCGUUUGUCUAGGUGAGGUGUCUUGGGCAACCUAAUUGUCUGUUAGCUACUGUGUGCGAUGUUGAGAGGAGAUGUCCCAGCCCCGCCAGGGUGGAACUGGUGUUUCCCGUGUUCGGUGGGGGUGGACUGCAGUGACCCAGAGCCACGUUGUAUCUGGUUGGCAGUGUUACAAAGGGUUUCACAAGACAACACACCACACUCCUACCCCCCUGCAUCUUCCCUCGUUUCCCAUCAUCAGAGCGUGCCCAGGAGGACCAUACCGAGUAGUGGCCUGGCCAGGGCAAAAGGGCUGAGAGAUGGUAUGGUGUCAUCCAAUGAGAAUGUCCAUCCACAGUUGCUGGGUGAGGUUGAGGGUGUGUCAAGGCAGGGCCCUCGGACCGUGGUGCUCCAGAAGAGUCAGCAGGGAUUCGGCUUCACACUGCGCCACUUCAUUCUCUACCCACCGUCUCUCCAGACACACAAAGAUGAGGAAAAUGGAAAUGGAACUGGAAAAGCCAGCCUGAGACCUGGUCUGGAGCCCAUGGACACCAUCUUUGUGAAGAGUGUGAGGGACAGAGGCCCAGCCCAACAGGCUGGCCUGUGUACAGGGGACAGACUGGUGAAGGUUAAUGGAGAGAGUGUUCUGGGGAAGACCUACUCUCAGGUGAUAACACUAAUCCAAAACAGUGGAAAUGUUCUGGAACUAUCCAUCAUGCCAAAAGAUGAGGAUGUGAUGCAGUUGGUGAGUGCGUACUCUCAGGAUGCCAACCUACAAGGGAUCAAGCCAUAUUCAGGCAGGCCACAGAACCUUCCAGAACCGCCACCUCUCUGUUACUCUCGAUCCAAGCCCACCCCUCCUAUCGCCUUACCCACCCACAUCCCGCUGGACAACUGGCACUGCCGCCCUGUUAGCCAAGCCUUCCCCCUGGACAACUGCUCUAGCACAUCUACAUUGACCUCUGGCUGGCCCGGGGGUCCUGAAGAGCACAAGCAGAAGAAUGGCGUCCAAUUUGUCUCUGCACAAAAUCCAUCUUACGGUCAUAAUCGUGGUCGUUCAUUAUCAACGCUAAGUGCUCUGGAUUUUCAUUUUGCCAACCACAAUGCUGCCAUUGCCUCAGCAACGCUGCCUCAUGUGCUGCCACGCAAAAGCAGCCUGCCAGCUUCACGUGCACAAGCAGAUGCCAGGUGCCAUCAGGCCCUGUCGGACUGGUACUACAGCCAGGCAGAAGCAGCAGACAUGUCCCCUCGCCAUCGAAGUAUAUCUCAGGAUCGGUUAGCUGAGCUGGGGCUGGCGCUUGGCUCUGCUUCCUCAGCUGAUCAGAGAAGCUGGAGAGUUUCCCAAGAAACUAUUCAAUGUCAUCAGCAGGCAGCUGCCCCCUCCCACAACUCCUAUUGGCUUGAAGGCUGGGGCAUGGUGGGACCGGGAAGUCGUUCCUGCUCAGAGGGCCUGUUAGCAGCGCAUGCUGAAUAUGAGCACAGCUACGGUCGCUCAGUGGACACACUAGCUCAGGCUGCUGCGCUGGUCUCCCCCCAUGGUGACCAAACCUCCGCCUGGCUUUCACAAACUGGCCAACCAGAUACAAGAGCUGUUGAGGUAAAAAAGCAGCAAGGUUUAGGAAACCAGCAGAAAAAUUUAAAAACUACAGUCACAUCAUCAAUGGUUAUUUCUGCCACAGUCUCUGCUGUUGGGCGGCAGCACCAACAGAUGGCUGAACCACAAACCAGAAGAAUGGAAGGGAAAGAAUCAGUAGACUACAAAAGCUACAGCCCAUUGUGCCCUCCCAAAGCUGGUCAUUUUUUACAACAAGACCAUUCUUUUAGGGAGCCCACCUACGGCUCUCAUUUCAACUGGAGCCCUUGUAACCAAACCAGUCCCUCGGACAGCGAAUUAGGAUUGGUGGUUGUACCUCGUCCCCAAUCCACUCCUGCUCUCUUUUCGACUGAGGAUGACAAGCUUACACUUGAACAAGACAGGGAGGCCCUCUCACCACUUGCAUUCAACCAAGAGAUCAUCUUCAGGCAGAAGCCACCGUCGGGUUGUCGGAUCCCCAUCCACACUCUACAACAUCCUCAUUAUGCUGUCAGCGUGGACUCUGCUGAGCCUCCCGCAGCACUGUCCUCUCCUGUCUCUGGGGGUUCAAGGCCAGGGGAUAGUUUACGAAAGGCUAAUGGUAACCUGCCUCCUGACAACUCCCUGGCUUCCAUUCCUUUCAUAGAUGAGGCCACAAGCCCUAAUGCUGACAGUGCCUGCCAUGUGCCUGCCUGCAGUUUGGUGUCCUCCAGUGCCCAGUGCCCCUCUGUUCUCGCUUCUGUGCCCACCCUCCUCACUUCUAAUAUGGUGUCCCCUAUCCUCUCCAACUCCUCCCCUGUCCGACUCCGCACCAGGGACUGCAGCAGUAUCAAGGGACGCCGUUCCUCCUACUUGCUGGCCAUCACAACUGAACGAUCCAAGUCAUGUGACGAGGGUCUCAAUAGCUUCUGGGAAGAAGGGCGUGUUUUCUCACGACUACCAAAAAGGGUCAAGAGCUUUUUCACUGAUGGGUCUCUAGAGAGUUUGCGAGUUGCAGAGGAGGUGCGGUCCAAACGCCACUCCACCUCUGAGUUGGGCACUAUCACUUUCAGUAAUGUCCGCAAGGAGGGCUGGCUGCACUACAAACAGAUCCUUACCGAAAAGGGAAAGAAGGUGGGUGGAGGCAUGCGUCCAUGGAAACGUGUCUUUUCUGUGCUACGCUCCCAUUCACUGUUCCUCUACAAAGACAAACGUGAGGCGGUCCUUCAUGGGGCAGGGGCAGGCCCCAGCCACACAGAAGAUGAGCAUCCACCAAUCAGUAUUCGGGGCUGUUUGAUUGACAUUGCUUAUAGUGAAACUAAGCGUAAGCACACGCUGAGGCUGACCACUCAGGACUUCUGUGAGUACCUGCUGCAAGCAGAGGACCGAGAUGACAUGCUGGGCUGGAUCAGAGUCAUCCGGGAGAACAGCAAGACGGACAAUGAAGAACUGGGUUUCUCCAGACAAGCUCUCAUCAGCAAGAAACUCAAUGAUUACAGGAAACAAAGUCCAACAGGCAAUAAGCCAGAUGCCUCUCCCAAGACCCAUCGCAGGAUGCCACCUUUUCUCUUGACCAAGACAGACAACACAUCUUCGCACCGUUAUUCCAAAACUGAUGAAAUUAAGACACAUUGGGGGAUUAACAUCAUGAAGAAGGCAAAGAAGACAGGGAAUCCCAAGGUGUUUGGAGUGCGACUGGAGGACUGUCAACCUGCUCACAACAACACGUUUGUCCCUUUGAUAGUGGAGAUGUGCUGUGGUAUGGUGGAAACCAUGGGUUUAGAGUACACUGGCAUCUACAGGGUACCAGGCAACAAUGCCAUGGUGUCCAGCCUUCAGGAGCAACUCAAUAAGGGGAUGGAGAUCAUCACCACCGAAGAGAGAUGGCAGGACUUAAAUGUCAUAAGUAGCCUGCUGAAGUCCUUCUUCAGGAAACUUCCAGAACCCUUGUUCACAGAUGCCAAAUACAGUAACUUCAUCGAUGCCAAUCGGCUAGAAGAUGCAGAGGACAGACUUAAGACCAUGAGGAAACUGAUCCAUGAUCUACCAAGGCACUAUCACCACACCCUCAGGUUUUUGGUUGGCCAUCUGAAAACAGUAGCUGAUUAUUCUGACAAAAAUAAGAUGGAGCCUAGAAAUCUGGCUCUAGUGUUUGGUCCCACUCUGGUUAGAACAUCAGAAGAUAACAUGACUGACAUGGUCACCCACAUGCCAGACCGGUACAAGAUCAUUGAGACACUCAUCUUACAUCAUGACUGGUUCUUCAAUGCUGGAGCACUGGAUAGAGAUGAGAAGGCCCCAGUGGAUAAGAGAGACAUGCUGCCUGUUCCAAAUAUUGACCACUUACUUUCCAACAUCGGUAGGACAGGUGUGCUUGGGGAAACCUCAGUUUCCACCACCAGCGAUUCAGUUAAAUCAAAGGUCUCAUUGGACAUCAAGAAGGACCUGAGUGCCAGAGACUUCCUUCCAUCACUCAUCUUUACAGCCACCCGGAAACGCAAGAAAUGUCCCAGUACCCAUCAAUUGGGAAGCAGCUCUGGUGAGGACUCUGAGCACGAGCCAAUCAAAGCAAGCAACUAUGGGGGAGAGGAAGAAAAGAAGGGAAAGGACCAAGAGCAAGAGCAUGUGUCUGAAGGACUGAACCGUCCUAGAAUAGAAAAUAAUGGGGAAACAGAAGUGAAUAAGGGUAAAAAGAGGAUAGAGGAGAAACAAUCCCUGUUUAGGGGAAGUGGGGUGACAGUGGAAAGAGAGAAAGAAAGACCUGCAAGAAAUAUUGUGCGUCGGGAUGAAGGGGGGUUAUCCACUAAAAUACCCCAGCCUUGUCCUAAUAGCUUCCUAUACUCACACUGUCAGUCCCCCAACAUCAUCACCAGCACCACACAAAUGAGGCCCCAAGAGGAGCUCACUGCCCUGCCCCUCUUAAAUGUCCCAAGCCUGGCCAAAGCAUGCUCAGUUUUCCCCUCCUGGCUCUCCCAUCUCAGACUGCCUAGCCUCAGCCAAGCUUCAAGUCUUCAAAGAGCACCGCAGACCCAGUGGGACCAGACACUGCCAGUGCGUUAUAGGAAAAAAAGAGGAAUAAGAGUGAGGGCUGUGUCCAUGAAUUUAGAGAUGGAACUUGGCAAGGAUGAGGAUGGAUUAAAAAGUAGAAGAGGAGAAAGGGUUGAGUUACUAAGAUCACCAGUGAAAGAGCAGUGUCAGCACGGCAGCCCAGUGGAGGCUUCUCAGCGGGCCACAGUCCACCCAGUUACAGUUCCCGACAGCACACUGUCAGCCUUGGCUCCUGGCCCUCUCUUGACGAUAGGGCCUCCCUCUCUCUCCCACUCUUCAGCUGGACGGACAGAUCAGGAUCCCCUCUAUCCUUCCACCAUAGUACUACGGAAAACAACCUUAGAGGCUCAUAAGAGGAAGGCAUGGCGCCGUCACACAGUGGUAGUUUAAAAGUCAAAAGCACUAGCCCUUACCCACAUGCACUGGAAAGUGUAAGUACAGCAUUCACUUUUUCCCAAACCAAAGGCAAACUGAAUUAGUGUCAUUGUCAGACACAUCCUGAACUGCUUUGGAGCUUAUACGUAUAAGAGCAAAAAUCUGGUUGACAUUCUCUAUACUAGCCUUUGGUAAAAUUAUUGACGGUAGGCCUGACAGAAAAGACAAGCAGAUAAAAGUGUUUACUUAAAGGGAUACAUCAUUUUAGAACAUGUAAGGAAACAAACUAUUCCUGCACAGGUUCACUUCUUAGCUAAAACUAAGGUAAUUUCCAUAGACUAGCUCUUCCAUUUACCAUAUCUCUUUACUAAACUCUUUCAAAGCUGUGAAACAGGAAUAGUGAUCUGUUAGGUGUUUAAAACAUGCAUUCUUUCACUCCUCAGUGUUCAUAAUGCCAAAGUUUCCUUGAAUUAAUUGCAUGCUACCUAUGGUGUACAUAUCAAACACAUUAUUCAAAGAAGCAUUGAACAAAGCCUAUUGUACCUGUCUGUGUAAUGUGUUUGGUCAACCCAGAUAUUGGGAAUACCACUCUCUGGCCCCCCAUGACAGGAACAAAGUAUCUGUGGCAGCUCAAUAAAGUCAUGCCAAUAUUUACUUUUUACAGUUGUGGCCAUUGUAGCAUGUCCAAUCAUCAUUACAUUACAAGUGGAAAGACAGACAAGAUAAAGGGAACCAAGCAUACAGUGUUUUGUGUAUGAGUUAACACUUGCUAAGAGUGAUUCUGGUUGAUAUUAGUUUUACAGGCAUAGUAUUUUCAUGGGAACAGUUAAAAAAGGGUGGCUUGAAAUUAGCCUAACUUCCUCAUAUCCAAAACCUUAAAGUUUUACCGGUUAUUCUUUCUGCUUUGUUAGUUUCUAUGUAUCAGUACAGGAAAUUAUGUUUGUCUGAAACCAAGAUGGUGGUGAAUCAGCCUGUAUUACUGCCAACAUCUGUCCUACAAGCCUAUUCCAUUGUCUCUUUAAUAGUUUGUCUGUGCUCUUGUGCAUGGACUACAUGUAUGUGGGUGACUGUGUGUCUACCAACUUUGUAACAGUUGUACAAAGCCUUGUCAAGUUAACCUGUGUAUACUGUAUAUUCUACAUAAUAUAUUAAAUUAUUUCUUUUGAAAUUAACUUGUUCUUCAUAUAAUUCUUUUAUAUAUUGUCAGGAAUGUCUCCUAAAACAUUUGAAUCACUAAAGUACGUCCAAAUUG
This is a messenger RNA of Osmerus eperlanus (European smelt), 6813 nucleotides long. RefSeq names its product rho GTPase-activating protein 23-like. Gene Ontology annotation, biological process: signal transduction. NCBI's taxonomy places the organism in Eukaryota, Metazoa, Chordata, Actinopteri, Osmeriformes, Osmeridae. Gene Ontology annotation, molecular function: protein binding. The record is from RefSeq and is a predicted model, not a curated record. The coding region runs from base 669 to 5576 and encodes 1635 amino acids. The transcript has 24 exons.